AACAGUGGAGCACCUCUUUGUGUUGCCUUUCCACCUCUCUGUAGCAAGAGUAACAACUUCAGCACUUCUUCAAUAAUAAUUAUGAAACUGGUAUUAACUGAAUGGCAAUUAUGGAUUUUUAACUCUAACUCACAGUAAACCAGCAAGCCAUAUGUUGAAAUUUCUACCAAAUAGCUUUUCGUUCUUAAUGUCUCAAAUCUAUACAAGAAAUUGCAAGAUACCUGUUUGUACAAGAGGAAUAUAAGCAUUACUUGCCAGAGGAGGCGAAGCUGAAAGAGAAGACACCCUAACUUGUUCGUGGAGUUAUGGUAGUAUUAUUUAUAUAGAUAUAACAAAUAUAUAUAUAUUUUUUAUGGUAAUGAAAAUGGCUCCCCAGAAUGCUGACUCGGAAUCUAUGCAAGUUCAAGAUCUACCUGUGGCACAGCUUCAGAAACCAGAAAACAAGGAGAACGAAAGCAGGGAGGAGACCAUUAGCGAAGGAUCCAUAGACCGGAUACCAAUACGCCUGUGGGUGAUGCAUGGUGCCGUAAUGUUUGGCAGGGAGUUUUGCUAUGCCAUGGAGACAGCUUUGGUAACGCCCGUAUUGUUACAAAUUGGUCUUCCUGAACAAUACUACAGUCUCACUUGGUUCCUUAGCCCCAUCCUGGGCUUGAUCUUCACUCCGCUUAUAGGUUCGGCUAGCGACCGCUGCACACUGAGCUGGGGCCGCCGGCGGCCUUUUAUUCUUGCUCUCUGCAUUGGCGUCCUCUUUGGAGUUGCACUUUUCCUUAAUGGCUCUAUUAUAGGUCUGGCUAUUGGUGAUGUCCCGGACAAGCAGCCCAUUGGUAUAGUUCUCACGGUGCUUGGUGUUGUGGUGUUGGACUUCUGCGCUGAUGCGACAGAAGGGCCAAUUCGGGCCUACCUGUUGGAUGUGGUGGACAGUGAAGAGCAAGACAUGGCCCUUAACAUCCAUGCGUUUUCAGCUGGUCUCGGAGGAGCAAUCGGUUAUGUGUUAGGAGGGCUGGACUGGACACAGACUUUCUUGGGUAGUAUUUUUAAAUCUCAAGAGCAAGUCCUUUUCUUCUUUGCAGCCAUUAUUUUCUCUGUCUCCGUUGCGCUCCACCUUUUUAGCAUUGAAGAAGAGCAGUAUAACCCACAGCAGGACAGGAUUGAUGACGAAGGGGACACACUUUCCAGUGUCAAAUUUAGUGGUAGCCUCCCCCCUCUGAAUCGACUGAAUGUAAUUAGUGAGGAAGAGCCAUAUGGAACCUCUAUGUUCCAUGAUGAGGUUCAGUCAGAGCAUGAUCUCAGUAUGGAAUUCCUGGAGGUGAACAUUGUAAGAAGUAAGAGUGACUCGGUUCUGCACAUGCCCGAUGCUACCUUGGAAAUUGAAUCAGAACUGCUUUUUCUGCAUGACAUCGAACCCUCCAUUUUUCAGGAUGCUUCAUAUCCAAACACUCCCCACAAUACCAGCCAAGAGAUCAUGAAGUCCAAACUCAACCACCUGUCUGCUUUCCUCAGGGACAAUGAGAAAGAGGAGGAAAUGUUGCUUGAUAAUCGCUUAAAUGAAGAUAAAAUCCCAAACAUCAAUGGCUCCCUACCAAAAGAGUUUCUCAACGGACAUGCUAGAAUAGGCAUGAAGCAAUCUAGUACUUCGAACUCCAUGCGAAGGCGGAGGCACAUGUUCUACCGUCAGCUGUCUUACACCUUCUCGUACUAUGGCAAAAUAGGCUCUCACCGCUAUCGCUUUCGUCGGGCCAAUGCCAUCGUCUUGAUAAAGUCCUCGCGCAGCAUGAAUGACAUCUACGACAUGCAGAAGCGGCAGCGACAGAGGUACAGGCACAGGAAUCAGAGCGGCACAACAAACUCAAGUGGAGACACGGAGAGUGAAGAGGGGGAAACUGAAACCACGGUCAGACUCUUGUGGUUGUCGAUGCUGAAGAUGCCAAAGGAGCUGCUGCGACUGUGUGUCUGUCACCUCUUGACCUGGUUUUCAGUCAUCGCUGAAGCUGUGUUCUAUACAGAUUUCAUGGGCCAGGUCAUCUUCCAGGGCGACCCAAAG
Molecule: messenger RNA, 2041 nt
Organism: Eurypyga helias (sunbittern)
Lineage: Eukaryota; Metazoa; Chordata; Aves; Eurypygiformes; Eurypygidae
Gene: SLC45A4
Product: solute carrier family 45, member 4
Exons: 4
Biological process (GO): transmembrane transport
Cellular component (GO): membrane
Molecular function (GO): sucrose:proton symporter activity
Source: RefSeq, a predicted model, not a curated record